Molecule: messenger RNA, 1032 nt
Organism: Pelobates fuscus (common spadefoot toad)
Lineage: Eukaryota; Metazoa; Chordata; Amphibia; Anura; Pelobatidae
Product: pinopsin-like
Exons: 4
Coding region: 1-1032 (343 amino acids)
Biological process (GO): G protein-coupled receptor signaling pathway; phototransduction; visual perception
Cellular component (GO): plasma membrane; photoreceptor outer segment
Molecular function (GO): G protein-coupled photoreceptor activity
Source: RefSeq, a predicted model, not a curated record
AUGGCUCCUACUAGCACUCCGGUAACUUUGUAUAAUGACAAUUCCACAUCAAAUCCCACCAUUUUUCCAAGAUCUGGAUAUAGCAUUUUGGCAUUUGUGAUGUUUCUAAAUGCUGUGUUUUCAAUAUUUAACAACACGUUAGUAAUUCUAGUGACUUUAAAAUAUCCUCAGCUUCGGAAUCCUAUGAAUAUUUUUAUCUUAAAUAUGUCAUUUUCAGAUUUGAUGAUGACACUUUGUGGCACUACGGUGGUGGUUAGUACCAACUAUCACGGAUAUUUCUACUUGGGUGAAAGCUUCUGCACUUUUCAGGGAUUUGCUGUAAAUUAUUUUGGAAUAGUUUCGCUGUGGUCUCUGACCGUCCUGGCAUAUGAGAGAUAUAACGUAGUGUGUCAACCAAUAGGAGCAUUGAAGCUAAGCACCACAAGAUGUUAUCGUGGACUGGCAUUUAUCUGGCUCUUCUGUCUUAUUUGGGCCAUUGCCCCAUUGUUUGGCUGGAGCUCUUAUGCUCCAGAAGGUGUCCAGACCUCUUGUUCCAUCGGCUGGGAAGUAAGAUCCUGGAACAACUACAGCUACUCAAUCACCCUAUUUAUCACGAGUUUUAUCAUUCCUGUAGGUAUUAUAGGAAUGUCAUAUGGAAGCAUUAUCCUCUCUUUGCACAAGCUGAACCGGAAAAUUGAAGAACAAGGAGGAAAGACCAAUCGUGAAGAAGAAAUACGAGUUGCUGUCAUGGUCCUUUUAAUGGUGGUUGCCUUCCUUGUGUGCUGGCUACCGUACACCAUCUUUGCAAUGAUUGUGGUUAUUAAUCCAACACUUUAUAUUUCACCUCUUCUUGCAACUCUUCCUACGUAUUUUGCCAAGACCAGUCCCAUCUACAAUCCAAUCAUCUACAUCUUUUUUAACAAAGAGUUCCGAAACUGUGCUGUUAUGUUUCUAACCUGUGGCCACAUAAGCCUGUCCACACCAGAAGAGGAGACUGCGUCUGUUGAAAUACAAAUUAUCUCCAAACAAAAUCAAGUUGCUCCGGCAGAGUGA